CUAAGAAAUAGUUGUCGACUCGUGUUCUCGACGUUGGUCACUGCUUUGAACAAAUCUUUUCCGCUGUAGAUGUGACUCGAACUUCAGCAGCUUUGAGAUGCCAACGAAGCGUAGGAUUGCAGCGUUGUCGGCCUCGGCUAGUGGGAAUCCAAGCGCAGAUCUCGCUUCCUGCUYKAUGCUCUCGUCUUAUUUGUCGGCGGGGAACCAUCCCGUCGUCCCGCGGAUUGGUAGCAGCAAGAGCGAGGGACCCGUUKCCCUGCCGUUAUUGGAAGGACUGUGCGACCGACCAGGUGCGGCAGACAGGAUAAUGAAAGAUGCACUUGAUCGAUGGAAAGCCAGCCGGCAUAUCGUUCGAAACCUCGAGUUKCUUUGGAACAAGCACAAAUCAGGACUCCAACGAGGCAGCAGUGGCRGUAGACAGAAGAAGCGAUCCGAAGCAAAGGYGGAGGGCCCACCCCCCUCAAAACGCCGUCGUCGAGAUAGCGGAAGGAGAUGCAACGAARCAAAGCAGCAGGAGGCAGUGGUCUCACGACAGCAUCGCCAGCGACAAAGAGAGGUGGAGAAAACCUAUGAAGCUCGAUAUUAUCAACAACGGAAACGGCUGGGGGCAUCGUCGCCAUACUUUCACUGGUUGAUACGAUCCCUCGCUUCUCCUUCGAUUCGAGAACGGAGGGUAGCCUUCAAAAUCCUCGCUUUGGGCUGUCCUUUGGACGAUGCAUCUAUUCGGAGCAUGAUCCAACUCGUGGUCCUUCUCAUCAAAGAAGGCAAUCCUUCCCGUGAUACCGAUGCCACCUGCAUUGUCGGGUGGAUGGCCCUGUUGAAGUUGCUAGUCAUCAAUGUUUUGUCUGGAUCGGAGCGAUUGGCCUACUGUGUUUGUCCURAAAUUGGUCUCGCAUGGCUCUGCCGUGCUCUCUGGAAAAUUUCGUCGUCUGUGGCAUCAUCAUCCACGUAUCAACAACAGCACAGCGGGACCGGGGCCACGCGCGUGUGUCUCUCGUUGAUAGAUCUCAUCCAUUCUCUCGUCCUGUCGGGCACCGACGACASUAUCCAUCUGAUUCACAAAGUCAUAUGGAGCGAGGGGCGACAAAAAGAAGCGCUAAACUGUGGUUUUGAUAGCGACCAACAAGUGCUUUCGCCCCUUGCAUGUUUGAUGGCGACGUAUCAUUUGUGGAAUGAGACCCAUCGAGGCAAGAAAUCUAUGGAUGAAAAAUAUAAGACGAUGAUUUCACAACUGAUUGAUCCAUCAUUGUUGCCAAAGGUUGUUCCUCCUGCGAAGGGUACUGACUGUGCCAACUACAAUGGGCACAAAAGUGACCAACGAUUGGCAAUUUUUCUGGGGAAGAGAAGAGAAACGGUUGGCACUAGCAACAAUAAAGAUGAUGACUCACCUGAGRAUGCGACAGAAACAGCGACGAAGGAAAGGUCAUCCUCAGCAACUUCAAACGACAGUAGCAACAAUCCAACUGCCUCUGCUGCUGCUAAAAGAAACAACGAUAACAGUGACGACAGCAAUAACAUCGCUGCUGUAGCAUCGCCCGGAGGUGAUUCUUUGACAUCAUCGGCUCUCGGUUCUCCGCGAAAUGGYACAGACAGAUCAGCGAUCACGACAGUCGCGAGGCUCUUUAGUUCUCUUUAUGGAUCAAACAACUCAGUGAAUGUAGGUAGUGAAGAUGCUGGGAAUUCUGAGCAACCUAACGAAGAGCAAGAGCUUGUCGGUAUGUAUAGCGUUGACCAUGAUGUCGACGAAGAAGCUGAUCAAAUUUGUGAAACAGAUCAAAUGACUGACGACGAAGYGCAAGUGGAUCCCGACGACGGUGACGGAAAUCAUCAACCAGAGGAGAGUAAGGAAGUGACCGUCACGAGCGAACGAGAGCCCCAAAAGAAAGACGACAAAAACGACGAUGUCAGCAAUCAUACUGAUAAUGAUUCAUCGGAUGACAAUAAUGAAAUCAAUUCGGAAGAUGACGAAGAAAUAGAUUCGGAUGAAGGGGAAGAUUGCGUAGAUUUGAAUAGUAUGAUUGACAUAGAAGAUAUGGAAGAUGACGAAGAUGAUGAUCAUGAAGACGAUGGAAUAAUGAUCCACGAAGACGAACUUCCCUCCAUUGAACAAGGAUUGCUGGAGCUUCAGCGAGAUUUUACCAUCCGAUCGACAAAUCCAACAUCAUCAAGUGGAAAUGUCUCUUCUACGAGUCCGUAUCCAACCGCAUCGGGUGGGCAAGGUGUAAGGGAGCGCUCUCAACUUUACAUCAAAGCAGCAAUGGAAGUCCUAGCAAUACAGCAUCCUCCUAUUUCCAAACUGAAAACACCACUAUUGCAACACAAACYCAAAGGUACGCCUCUAACUUUUGAGGGUGAAAAGGCGCUWAUGGCUUCAAUUAUGCAUAUUGUGAAGCCCGAAAAGAAACCCUUGAACGGAAAAAUCAUUCUUAGAAGGGCACCGACACAAGAGGAGUUUUUCAGGGGCAAUCUUUCUAAAAAUCCCGUUUCAUUUAGCAUGCUCAAGCCUCCCAGUAGUGGUAAUACCCAGGUUGAACCUACGGUUCGAGACCUCCGUCAAUUUAUCGCUAGUGACCUACAAAUGGGAGAUAGUGCUGAGCUAUUGGAAGUUUUGGUGGCAAACAAAAUUCUAGAUGUUGGCUUGAAACUACGAGUCGUUCUCCAAACAGUUUGGAAAGAACACCUCAUGCAGCACUCGGGMGGCCCGUCGUCGUCCAAUUCUCUUUCGUCUCUUUUGGUUAGAGAGAGUCGUGGAGGAGCUCGAUCCUUCCUCUCUUCGAGCUCAGGCCUGUCACUGAUGCUGUACUCGAGUUUGGAACGGUCAACAGGAUCUUCUGGAAGAGCUUCACUUUCGAUUACUGAAGAAACCCCUGUUGAUGCCUUACCACCCAUGGUCAUGACCUAUCGUUUGACGGGAGUGGACGGGGAAGCAACAGAGGACACAGUAUCAACCUUGAACGAUCCUGAGGCACCGUUGGAGUCUUCGUCACARGAAGAAAUUGAAUUGCGCAUGGAGAAAGAAUAUGGUAUUACUCGAACGAUCAUGACCGGACGUGGGGUAUUUUGUUUAUUGCGAUCCGUUCAGUCGAACAUCCUUCAUACCCUACAAAAAAUUCGACGGGACGGGGAGGGAGGAUCCGAAAAUCACGCACGCAGAAUUUUUAGGCAGUCAUUUUAUCCAGGACUGAGCCUCCUUGUAUGCUGUGCCAAACUUCCGAGCAAUMGAAAGCUGCUGUUGCGAGCUCGAGCACCAACAAUACUGCUUCGAUUACUCUUGGACGUACUUCAUGCCUUGGAGGAGGACGGCAGUGAUCAGUCGUCAGAGAGCAAUUCUACCGCGACGGCAUUACAAGAAUUGAUUACAUCAUUAGCAUCGGAUAUUUUGUUGGUUAAUGGGGAUACCUCUUCAGACCAUAAUGAAGAAAGCGAAGCAGAUGAAGAUGCAUCGACUCUGAGACUUUUGAUACAGUCCAUAGAAACUUCUUCGCUAAGUAGAUCAUUGAGAAACGUCAUAGCAAGGCUGGUUCCGUACCUUACCUACGGGAAACCGACACUUUCGGAGGAAUUAGCUCUAGAAUUCAUGUCUCACGUUGACUCGGAUCAACUCGAGGAGUAUGAAAUGGAUGGAGGUAGCAAUAGAAGAAACAGCUGCAAGCCUCAAACUGUUCUGAUGGACACAUUCAUCCACGCCUCGAUCAGCUUACCAGCCAACGAUGUUUGUAAUUCACUUAGAAUAGAGCUUACAAAAUGUGGAUUCGUCAAGAGAAUUGCACGUCAUAUUUUGCAUGGUUGUCCUGGCGAGCCACCUUUUUGGUCCCCAUCUCUCUGGUCGAAAGGAAAAGAAGCUAGCAAACAAAAGCAAUUGGUUCUUGAAAAGAAAUGGAAAACAUACUCCAAACGUACCGGACUGAAAACAUGCUUUGAGAUUCUCAUUGGAUUAAGCAAGGAACAUGAGCCUACCCAAGCUCUUCUCGGAGAAUUGAAGGAGGGURAUGUUUCUUUUCUUCAAUUCUGUCACUGGUUGGAAUCAACAUCAGAUAAUUCUUCUGCGGCUAUCACAAUGAAGGGUUUUGGAUUGCUUGCUGAAACUUUGCUCGAUGAUAUGGCCGAAUUUGGAAAGCCGACGUCGAAAGAAAUAAAGAUCAUCAAAGCCCUAAGAAGGAGAUCAAGAGAUCGGAAAAAGGAAAUCGCAAUGGAUCGUAGGAAGAAAAGUCUCAUGAGUAUGAAUAAAUUUGGAGCCAUGUC
Pseudo-nitzschia multistriata is the source of this 4242-nucleotide messenger RNA. The record is from the annotation of a GenBank genome assembly. NCBI's taxonomy places the organism in Eukaryota, Bacillariophyta, Bacillariophyceae, Bacillariales, Bacillariaceae.